GAUAUAAGAGCUCUGGAGAAAUUUGUAAUUUGUGUUGGGAGUGACAUAUGAUAGACCAACAUAAAGCACGCGGAUAACUGCUCCUCAUCUGACUUUCAUCUGUACAAAUUACAUCCGAUCACGGAAGCAUCACCGCAGAUACCAACUUGCUCUACAACAAUGUCGUUAGCUCAGUCUUUCAAGCUUCUUUCGGGACAUGAGAUCCCAGCGGUUGGCUUGGGCACCUGGCAAUCCAAGCCCAAUGAGGUCAAGAACGCUGUUGACCAUGCCCUCAAGUCGGGGUACCGCCACAUUGAUGCGGCAGCCGUCUACGACAACGAGAAGGAAGUCGGCGAAGGCCUCAAGGCUUCUGGCGUUCCAAGGAAAGACAUCUUUGUCACCAGCAAGCUUUGGAACACUCACCACAAGGCAGAGGAUGUAGAGACGGCACUAGACAUCACCCUCAGCGAUCUGCAGACCGACUACGUCGACUUGUACCUGAUUCACUGGCCUGUAUCCUUCAACAAAAAGGACGAUGCCACCCGCUUCCCCCUGCACCCCGUCACCGAGGCCGUCGACGUCAUCGACGUCCCCGUCAUCGAGACGUGGAAGGCCAUGGAGGCCCUCGUCAAGAAGGGCAAGAUCCGUUCGAUCGGCGUCUCCAACUUCACCCGCGAGAAGAUUGAGGAUCUCUGGGACAAGGCCGAGAUCAAGCCGGCGGUGAACCAGAUCGAGGCGCACCCGUACCUGCAGCAGCCUGACCUCUUGGCCUGGUCCAAGGAAAAGGGUAUUGUGGUCACGGCGUACAGCCCCCUCGCUAACAACAUUUACAACCUGCCUCGUGCCGUUGACGACUCCAUCAUCACUGAGCUGGCCAAGUCCCUCGGUAAGGAGCCGGCGCAACUCAUCAUCAGUUGGUCUGUUCAGAGAGGCACCGUCGUGUUGCCCAAGUCCGUUACUCCCUCGAGAAUCGAGAAGAACUUUGAAGUGUUUGAGCUCCCCAAGGACGUAUUUGAGAAGAUCAACGCCCUGGACAAGAAGCACCGCUACAACUUCCCAGCCCGCCUCGGUCAAGACAUCUUUGGCGAGGCGGACCCGGAGACGCUGAAGAAGGCGGUAGAGACCUGGGUAGCACAACAGAAGAAGAUUAGAGCGGGCCAGGCAUAGACAUGGAAUAAUAGAAGUGUGAAUUCCCAUGGGGACAAACCAGUAUCCGUAGCGUUGUAAUCUCUAGUAGAGUCGGAGAUAGACCUUGAGAGUUUCUGCAAGCCACCAAUAAGACCAACCGGAACUUGUAAACUG
Molecule: messenger RNA, 1281 nt
Organism: Colletotrichum phormii
Lineage: Eukaryota; Fungi; Ascomycota; Sordariomycetes; Glomerellales; Glomerellaceae
Product: aldo/keto reductase
Exons: 7
Coding region: 160-1146 (328 amino acids)
Cellular component (GO): cytosol
Molecular function (GO): aldose reductase (NADPH) activity
Source: RefSeq, a predicted model, not a curated record